This is a messenger RNA of Quercus robur (English oak), 2022 nucleotides long. RefSeq names its product alanine aminotransferase 2. NCBI's taxonomy places the organism in Eukaryota, Viridiplantae, Streptophyta, Magnoliopsida, Fagales, Fagaceae. The coding region runs from base 146 to 1780 and encodes 544 amino acids. Gene Ontology annotation, biological process: biosynthetic process. The transcript is spliced from 15 exons. The record is from RefSeq and is a predicted model, not a curated record. Gene Ontology annotation, molecular function: L-alanine:2-oxoglutarate transaminase activity; pyridoxal phosphate binding.
AAAGAACCAGAGAUAACCUCGAGAAACACGCGAUCUAUUUUUGACCACAAUUCAAGUCAUCCGAAAACCAGCAGGGACACACAUUAACACACACCCAAAACCGACUUUCAACCCUUUCACCUUUUGGUAUAUAUAGAACGAUACGAUGCGGAAAUUCGUGAGCGACAAAAGCUGUAGGAAACUGCUUCACCGUUCUUUUCAGAAUCUCACACAACACCUACACCUACAGCACCAUCACCAUCAACAUAAAGGUCCUCUUUCCUCUGUUUCACAGUCACGUUUCCUGUCCUCUUCUUAUUCUUCUAUGGCUCCCAUUCCUUCUUCAAAUCCCUCUGCUCCUCCUGUCACCCUUGACAACAUUAACCCCAAGGUUCUCAAGUGUGAGUAUGCUGUCCGUGGUGAGAUUGUCACCCUUGCUCAGAGGUUACAACAAGAGUUGCAGGUUAAACCGGGCUCUCUCCCCUUUGAUGAGAUACUUUACUGCAACAUAGGAAAUCCUCAGUCUCUUGGUCAGCAGCCAAUAACUUUUUUCAGAGAGGUUCUUGCCUUGUGUGACCAUCCAGCCAUUUUGGACAAAAGUGAAACACAGGGUUUGUUCAGUGCGGAUGCCAUUGAGCGAGCUUGGCAGAUUCUGGAUCAAAUACCUGGAAGAGCAACUGGUGCUUAUAGUCACAGUCAGGGUAUCAAGGGAUUACGUGAUACAAUUGCUGCUGGUAUUGAAGCUCGUGAUGGUUUUCCUGCUGAUCCAAAUGAUAUCUUCUUGACAGAUGGAGCAAGCCCAGCUGUGCAUAUGAUGAUGCAAUUACUGAUAAGAUCAGAAAAGGAUGGAAUUCUUUGUCCCAUUCCUCAGUACCCUUUAUACUCUGCUUCAAUUGAUCUCCAUGGUGGCACACUGGUUCCUUACUAUCUCAAUGAAGCAACAGGAUGGGGAUUGGAAGUCUCUUCGCUUAAGAAGCAAUUGGAGGCUGCCAAGUCCCAAGGCAUCACAGUUAGGGCUUUGGUUGUUAUAAAUCCUGGAAACCCAACAGGGCAGGUUCUUGGUGAGGAGAACCAGCGUGAAAUUGUGGAAUUCUGCAGGAAAGAAGGUCUUGUGCUACUGGCAGAUGAGGUAUAUCAGGAAAAUGUUUACGUUCCUGAGAAAACGUUCCACUCUUUCAAGAAGGUUUCUCGGUCUAUGGGAUACGGUGAGGCGGAUAUCUGCCUAGUAUCAUUUCAGUCAGUCUCUAAAGGCUACUAUGGGGAGUGUGGAAAAAGAGGAGGUUACAUGGAGAUCUCUGGAUUUAGCCCUGAAGUAAGGGAACAAAUAUACAAAGUGUCAUCUGUAAAUCUUUGUUCUAAUAUCUCGGGUCAAAUUCUUGCAAGCCUUGUCAUGAGCCCACCCAAGGUCGGUGAUGAGUCAUACGACUCAUACUGUGGGGAGAAAGAGGGAAUUCUAUCAUCACUGGCAAGGCGUGCAAAGACACUAGAAGAUGCACUUAACAAGUUAGAGGGAGUAUCAUGCAACAAAGCCGAAGGGGCAAUGUACCUGUUUCCCCGUAUUGAGCUGCCACAAAAGGCAAUUAAAGCAGCAGAGGCUGUAAAUUCGGCACCAGAUGCGUUCUAUUGUCGCCGCCUUCUUAAUGAAACUGGAAUUGUUGUUGUUCCUGGUUCUGGUUUCGGACAGGUUCCCGGCACCUGGCAUUUUAGGUGUACAAUACUGCCCCAAGAGGACAAGAUUCCUGCCGUUGUCUCCAGGCUAACAGACUUCCAUAAACUAUUCAUGGAUGAGUUCCGUGACUGAGGGAUUUUGCAAAGCAAUUCAUUGCCUUUAAGAUAAUUCACAAUAAGGUGUACUCGUUGGAUGCACAUGGACGGGUUUUUUCAUACAUGUUAAUCCUUUUUUUUUGGGGAGAGGAUUUUUAAUUUUAGUACUCUCUUGAGGAGGAUAAUAUUUUUUGUUGGUUGAUUUUGCUAUUAAAAGUAGCAUAUUUGAGCACCACCCAGGGAGAUGGCCUAAUGGUAUGAAGCUCUUAUAACCCAUCA